CGAAAAUAUUAACAUCGAGAAGACGUGCAUUGACAAUUAUGCCUCGGGCUCCUCGAGACUCAGGCCUUCAACUCGUGGUCACUGUGUACAUCCUGUCUUACAUGUUCCGGCUCGUAAAUGAGCUCCAGAAUGUGCCACGAAUUCGUCUUCUCGAACGAGCCGUGUGCGAGGUGUACUAUCGCAAACAUUUGACCGGGACCAGUUUGACUGAUGGUAUUCCUGAGCUGCGAUGUAAGAAUCCGACAAUUCAGAAUGAAGUGGUUUUAAUUAUGGGCUGGAAAAUAUCUCUUGACGCCCUGCCAGGUAUCCUGACGGGCACAUAUUUUGGAGUUUUGGCAGACAAAUAUGGGCGACGCCCAGUUUUGAUGUUGAGUUGUCUAGGAGAACUGUUGUCGCUUCUUUCUGUGAUGUUCAUUUGUUUGUUUGAUGCUUUUGAUAUCUUUCCUGUCAGGCUAACCUUACUAUCUACAUUCUUUUUGAUGUUAGGGGGUGGUGGUCGAAUUUUCAGCUCUAUCAUCCAAACACUGCUUGCAGAAAUUGGAGAGGAACUGACUCAAAGAAGAACGCGGAGAUUUUACCAACUUGCUGCUAUAGAAAUGCUUGGGAAUCUAUCCGCUCCGCCAAUCGAGGCGUGGACUAUACCAGUCAGUGUCUGGCUACCAUUUUGUAUCACAUUAGCUCUCUAUCUGCUUGUGCUUGUCACAAUAUGGUUUUUAGUGCCCCCAAAAGUCAAGCAACGGAUUCCAAUCAAAAAUCAGCCCAGCCCCGAUUCAAGUGUGACACAAAACCUUCUCGGACGACCCUGCGACGGAACACUUCCAGAGUCCGAAGAGAAUCAUGCCUUUGCGAUUCCUUCCGCAAGCACCAUGUGGGAAGAGGUUUGGGAGCUCUUGAAGAACAAGACCAUAGCCAUGUUGCUCUUCGUCACGUUUGCCAAGAGAAUAGGAUUUCUCAGCGAAGCAUUCUUUCCGCAGUAUGCCUCAGAGUUUUUUCACAUGCUCUACAGUCAGACACCAUGGUUCUCAUGGGCCAACUAUGCUGGCUCAAUGCUAUCACAAGGGGUUUUGCUCCCCCAACUCACGAGCUGGUUGCUACGCCAAUCGCUAGAACAAAUCUCAAUUGAUGUGGGGUUGAUUGAGAUGAACUUGGGGUUACUAUCCAUAGGAUAUGCCGCUGUAUGGCUUGCGUUCAGUCCAGUCUUAUUUGGCAUCGGUAGGUAA
Messenger RNA from Mollisia scopiformis, 1220 nucleotides. RefSeq names its product MFS general substrate transporter. The record is from RefSeq and is a predicted model, not a curated record. Lineage: Eukaryota; Fungi; Ascomycota; Leotiomycetes; Helotiales; Mollisiaceae. The transcript has 4 exons. Gene Ontology annotation, biological process: transmembrane transport. Gene Ontology annotation, cellular component: membrane. The coding region runs from base 39 to 1220 and encodes 393 amino acids. Gene Ontology annotation, molecular function: transmembrane transporter activity.